CUUUUUUCUUUGGUGCCAUUGAUUCUUUGAUUCAAAACUUAGACAACUGGUUUUUCUCCUGUUGGGAAUUUUAUUUGCAGCCAUCUUUUAUUUUUUGUUUUGUUCAUUUUUAUGUUGUUUGGGUACAGUUUGGGUUGAGAUUGGGCGUUUAAUUACUUGAACAGAUUCGAGUUUUGAUAAUGAAAUCAAUUACAUUGGUAUUCUUUCAACUGAAUAUAGUGAAUGGGAAAAAAGGGAAUCUGCUUUAUCUUGUUAGGCUGGUGAACUGUAACUUAGCUAAUCCAUAGUUUGUGUGUAGUACUUUAUGCUCUGAAAGGUUCACUUUCUUGUCUGUUGACAGCAUUUUUCCUUCUUUUCUUCUUUGCAUUUGAGUAGACUUGAUCCUAGGGUUUUUGAAACAAGAGUUGAGUAAUCUGGGUCUGUGCAGAUUUUAUGCCUGAUGCAUUGGAUUUCUGCCUUUUACUUUGUGUCCAUGGGAUGCUGUAAUGAAGGUUUCUUUUACUUUAACAUCUUCACAGUCCUAUAAAGCUGCCAUUGUUAUUUGUUCCUUGUUGAGUCCUAGAAGAAAUCAUCUUAUCUUUGGUCAAACCUGCUUUUUUUCCCCUUUAGUAUUAUAUUGCUUCUGUUUAAUAUCUAUUCGUAGCCAGCUCUAAACCAGCAAUUGAUUGGUAUUUGGGGUUUCCAUUUUUUUUGCAGAUAACCUGUUUGUAAAAAGUUCAGGGUUUAGUUUCUUGAAUCUGGGACAUGGGUGGGUGUGAUAAUGAUGAUUUAGGGUUUCGACUUGGAGGUGAGAGCACCAUGAAUUGUCCUUCUUCUGGGAUGAACUCAACUCCCAUUUAUACCAAGCCCGCAACUGGUGCAGACCCUUUUUUUCCUUCUGGAUGGGAUCCAAUCAUUUCCCUGAGUCAACAUGAGAGUUUUGGAGGCUCAACAUUGGUUUCUCACAGCGAAUUAUCAAACCCUCCUUACCCUGUUAUGAUGCAAAAUCAAGGAAUUAGAGGCUUUGCUCCUCAGUACCCAUCCGGUUCGGGUUAUACCGAAAUGGUUCCAAAGCUUUCAUGCUACGGGAGCGGAAGUUUCUCUGAGAUUGUUGGAUCAUUCAGCCUUCCUGAUCAGUGUGGCCAACUCUCCAACUCUGUGUGUCCUCCAAAUUAUCUUCCAAGUAAAGAGGGUGGCAAUGAAGGGACCUCAACAAAUGUAGCAACAUCUCAUGAUCAGGAUUACCAAAUGUCUGAAGCAGAUAUGGCGGCUUCAACACUUAAUGGAAAGGGAAGAAAACGGGCUCUCGAGUCGAAUUCUCCUUUGAAUCCCCAUAAGAAUGCAGAGAAUGAGCUCCCAAAUGAUCCUUCGGGUGAGAGCUCAGAUGUCCGUAACGAGCAAGAUGAGAAGAGACCAAAGGCAGAGCCGAGCGCCAGUCCAAACCUGCGUGGUAAGCAAGCUGCUAAGCAAGCUAAAGACAACUCUAAUAGUGGAGAAGCACCUAAAGAAAAUUACAUUCAUGUGAGGGCUAGAAGGGGUCAAGCUACUAAUAGUCACAGUCUUGCAGAAAGGGUGAGAAGAGAAAAGAUUAGUGAGAGAAUGAGAUUGCUUCAGGAACUUGUUCCUGGAUGCAACAAGAUAACUGGAAAAGCAGUGAUGCUUGAUGAGAUUAUCAACUAUGUGCAGUCUCUGCAACAGCAGGUCGAGAUUCUUCAUUCACGAGGUAGCAAUGCAGCACUCCUUGGAUUUGGCAACAUAACCGGUUCCUCUCACCUUUAUCCUCACGGAAUUUUCCAAGGAACUGUACCGAACAUCCCAACAACAAAUACCCAGUUUCCUUCCCUUUCUCAUUCAGCAUUAGACAACGAGCUCCAAAAUUUUUUAUCAAAUGGAAUUUGAAUUGAGCUCCACCAUGGACAGUAUGGGUAUCUAAUGCAGCACACUUGAAAUCGAAGUUCUGAUAUGCCCGGAAGAUAUAGGGAAAGUUUAUUUUCUUCUAACAGCAAG
Carica papaya (papaya) is the source of this 1986-nucleotide messenger RNA. Its product is annotated as basic helix-loop-helix (bHLH) DNA-binding superfamily protein. Gene Ontology annotation, biological process: regulation of DNA-templated transcription. Gene Ontology annotation, molecular function: DNA-binding transcription factor activity; protein dimerization activity. Lineage: Eukaryota; Viridiplantae; Streptophyta; Magnoliopsida; Brassicales; Caricaceae. Gene Ontology annotation, cellular component: nucleus. The record is from RefSeq and is a predicted model, not a curated record.